Messenger RNA from Sitophilus oryzae (rice weevil), 4734 nucleotides. RefSeq names its product RNA binding protein fox-1 homolog 2 (gene Rbfox1). Gene Ontology annotation, molecular function: mRNA binding. The record is from RefSeq and is a predicted model, not a curated record. Gene Ontology annotation, biological process: regulation of alternative mRNA splicing, via spliceosome; nervous system development. NCBI's taxonomy places the organism in Eukaryota, Metazoa, Arthropoda, Insecta, Coleoptera, Curculionidae. Gene Ontology annotation, cellular component: cytoplasm; nucleus. The transcript is spliced from 10 exons. The coding region runs from base 315 to 1565 and encodes 416 amino acids.
UUGAUUGACCCCACUACACAGUCGCCGCUUGAACACAAGCGUGCCCCAUGUUGUUAGUUGCCAGGGUAGUUCGCCGUAUAGUUUGAGAAGCAGCUCAACCCCGUACGGGCGUUGGUUAUCCGCAUGUUUUGGGGCCCUCAACACACACAAAUUAAGUGAAAAGAAGCAAGACCAGCAGCGAGAAGAAGGCCAGUGCCAAUUUUUCAAACAGUUUUAUUUUGCCUUUGUGCGGAGUGUUUUUUUUUCGAGACUGUCGUUACAGAAAAGCAGCCAAACUGUGGGGCGCCGGAGCUUUUUUUCUUCCUCCCCAGGGAAUGUACUACCCGCACAUGGUGCAGACGGGUAUGACGGCGCCCUUCGGCGCCGCCGCCCCUGCCGCGGGUUUUCCCACCGCCGCACAAAACGGCGAAGUCAAAGCGGCCGAGGACAAAUCGGCCUUACCACUACUACCGCCUCCAGCGACAGCACCGGGCGCCGGGCCGCCCUUCAGUCCGCCGCCCCCGCAAGGUCCGCCCGCUCCCGAGCCGCCCGGCGCCGGUCUGGUGGGCAGUCCGGCGGCAGCCGCAGCUGCUGCGGCCGCGGCUGCCGCCAUGGCGCAGCAACAGCAGCAACAACAGCAGAACCACGCGCAGUAUAAAUGCGAACCACAGGAGACUGAACACCAACAAAACGGCACAGCACAACCGCCUACCUCAGAGGCAUCGGAGAGUACAAAACAGGCGCAAGGCACGCAAGCAGCUACCGAAUUGGCCAACCAGCCCAAGAGACUGCACGUCUCCAACAUUCCAUUUAGGUUUAGAGACCCCGACCUUAGGGCCAUGUUUGGUCAAUUUGGACCAAUCCUAGACGUAGAAAUAAUUUUUAACGAGAGAGGAUCGAAGGGGUUCGGUUUUGUAACAUUCGCAAAUAGUGCUGAUGCGGAGCGCGCACGAGACCGACUACACGGCACCGUGGUUGAGGGAAGAAAAAUAGAGGUAAACAAUGCAACAGCUAGAGUACAAACAAAGAAACCACCAGCACUUCCAACAGUUCCGGUAAUCCAAUGGCCAGCAGACGCGGCGACGCUCCGUGCAGGUGUGGCAGCUAUCCAGAGGGGGCGCGCGAGGGCAGCGUAUCCUGCUGCAGCCGCAGCCGCUGCAGCUUUCGCCAGGCAUCCGACACCCUUGGCAGGAGCUUUGCACGGUUACACACCUGUCCUGAAUACUCUCCCAGUAGACGGCGGAGUUUACUACGAUCCUUUCCUGGCGGCCCAUGCUGCCGACCCCAACUACACGAGGCUGCAGGCCGCGGCCGCAGCAGCAGCAGCAGCCGCCUCCUCGCCUUUACUAAAAACGCCACUGUCCACUGCCCCGCAGGCCAGCUACGCAGCGGCGGCCACCUACACCGCAGUGGCGGCGCGGUACAACGCAGCGGCGGCGGCGGCGCAGCCAGUGGCCGGCUAUGCGACGAUGGCGGGCUACGGCCGGGACUACGCGGACCCCUACCUGGGACACGGGAUAGGACCGAUGGCCGGAUACGGGGCAGCUGUUUAUCGUAGCGGUUACAAUCGUUUUGCGCCCUACUGAACAUAUCCGCAGCUCCGUAAGGCCUACCGAACAGAAACCAACAAAAAAUAACGUAAAAAUACUCAACUUAAAAAAUAUUGUUCUUUGUUUUUUGUGUACGUAGCACAAAGAAGCACAAAAAUGAGGAAGAAACCAGGAGCCAAAGAGCUGUAACUCACACUAAUGUAAGCCCUUGUGAUAGCUCAUCUAACCCAGCUCUCUAACUUAGUUAGGUUAUGUUUUAAGUAUGUCGUUUCCAUUCACUUAUAAAAGCAUCACUCGUUAUAUUAUAAUACUGAGUGUUUCAGUACCAAAGUUCCAAUGGAAUAACAUAUUUGAAUACAAAUUUAGAAUGUUGAAUGUCUUCGGGUAGCAAAAAUAUUUAAAAACCUUUUAUUUUAUACAACCAUACAGUUUGUGAAAUAUUUUUUAUCAAUUUUAUCAGUCUAUACCUAGGAAUUUUUCCCCGUCUUUUGAACCAUUUGUACCUCUGGUAAUAAUAUAUCAAUAAAUGAAAAAAUCAAUUUUAAUAAUGAAAGAUUUAGAAGCUUAUUAAUAUACCAUAAAAUAUACAGCGUGUUGUUGUAUUAAUACCACAAGUAAGGAACAAGUAAGGCGUUUUGUUUUUGUACCACCACAAUUUAUUUUUAUGUAUAUUUGCUAUCUUCACAGAAAUUCAAGCUUAAUGAUGCAUCGGUAUUUCAUUGGAACAGGAUUAUUGAGACACCCAAUAGAUUUAGGUAAUUGUUUAUUUACUGAGAAUAUCCUGAACAAUCAUCAAAUAUAAAAGACAGUUUAUUUUACCGUGUUCAGUCAUGUGUAAGGUGACAAAAUAUUUGUAAAUACACAACACAUACACAUUUUAUUCAUUAUGUUUGAUUUUUUAUUUUCCGUUAUACAUUUUCAGUUGAUCAGUGUGUUAUUUAUUUCUUAAUUUUCAUUAUUUUCUUAUUUUAUAUUAUUUUUUCUCUUGUUGAUUUAAUUUUUAUUUAUUAUUUUUGCCAGAUUAAAAUAUUGUUUCCAUUUCUAUUCAGGAUAUUAACAUGUAAAUUGUAAUUUUCUUAAAAUAUCUUUUUAUAAUACGUAAAGUUGCAUUGUAACAAUUAUGAAACUGGUAUAUUAUGUGAUAUGUUUUUUUUUAUUUUUACACACUACUGUAUAAAAAGGAUGUUAGAUUAAUUUACAAUUUUAUAGUUUGUUUUUGUAAUUGGUCUCUCUAACGAAAAUACUUAUUGUGAUAACCACAAAAUCGAUUUUUAGUGUAUAUAAUUUGAUUGUGUCAAAUUUUCAACUCAGAAAUUUACUAAGAAAUGCAAUUUUUAUAUUGUUACAGUGUUAACAAUGAACACGCUCUCUGUAAUCGAUUAUCUCUCUAUGGUUUAUCCUUUAAUGUUGUAAAUAUUUAUUUUUUGGUUAUUUUUUCUUUUUAUUUUGUAGUGGGUUUGUGUCUUCUCCCCAUAAUAGUUAAGUAAUUUAGCUUGUAAGAUAAAUGAUAUCAUUUUAUGACUGCUAGAAAUUACUUUAUAUAUAAGUAUGUAAUUUUCAAUUUUUUGUAGAGGUAUACAUAUUGUUCUUUGACAGAUUAAUUUGUAAAUGUGACAAAGCAGAUAGAAAUGUAUAAAUUAAAUAGCAAUAAUCACAGGAAAUAUGUUUUAAUGUGAUUGAUAUUAUUUUUAUCACAGUAUACUUCAAUAUAGUCAACUAACUCUUUUAGUGAAACAGAAACUUGGGAUUCAAAUUUCCGAAUUUUUAGAAGCUUUUUCCUACUAUGACAAAAUUGGUAUGAUUGCGGAAAAAUUGUUUUGAAAAAUAUUUUGAAGGUGACUGUUAGCUUCACCACAAUAAAAUUUUAACUGUUUUAAAGUAAAGUGGGCCAUCCACGAUGUUUGUUGUCGCUAUGAGAGAUAGUUGUAUAUUGAUAGUAUAUCAUAUGGAUCAACAAUAUUGAAAUGCAUUUUGAUCUAUAAGUGCAAUGGAAACUGUAAUUCCUUUGUUAAAUUAUAUAUUUUGAUACUCUUGUGUUGAUUCUUAGGCAACUACAUUAUGCCUGCAUAACAUAUCGAGGAUGUUCUCUCUUAUAAUUAGCUAUUAUAUAUCUGGAUUAAUUAAUGUAUAUUUUAUUUUACGAAGUUUCUUUAGUUAAUCUCUAGGAUGUAUUUCCAUAUUUCAGUAAUGUUAAGCUCUCUAAUACAGGGCGACCCGGCAUUUCGAAAAACCUCGAUAUCAUGUUUUUGGUUUAAUAUUUUAGCUCUAAUAUUUUUAGAAAAUAUUCAGGCAAUUUAAAAAUAUUUUUGUCAGUAUAAAAGGUGAUUCAAGAAUAUUAACUGGAAUGUUAUAUUUUUUUAGAUCAGUGAACUUGCCUUUAAAUUCUCAGUUUUUAGUUAAAAACAUAAUACCUUGAUAAUAUGGCAACAUAGCUAAAUUAUAUUUACAAGAAAUAAAACCCAGAAAUGAUCCAGUACGUGGUUCUCAAAAUUUAAGCAAAAAAUAUAUAUUUUUUUAAUUUUUAAAUUAAAAUAACUCGGUUACUUUGGACUUAUUUGAAAGACGCUAAAAAAGAGAAAAUAUAUCGAGAUCUACGAGUCCAAAAAAUAUUCGCACUUGUGUAAGACACCCUGUAUAACAUUACAUUUAAAAAUAUGCGACGUAUACUUGAAUCACCCUGUUUAUUUUAACCGUUACCCGCGUAUUUUUAAAAACGAUUGGACUGAAAAUCUCAAAUCAGAAAUGUGAUACCAGGCUUUUUUUGAACGCUGGGCCACCCUGUAUAAUUUCUCUUUAUGAUUGUAGGAGUUUGUUAGCUAGAAAAUACUCAAUAAUGUGCCACGAAUCUCUAUACUUUUAAAUCUAAUUAGGAGUAUGAUUAAAAAAAAAGACAGUGAAAAUACAUCCUACCAAAUUUAAAGCCAAGUUUUUUCUAGUCGCUGUAAAUAUCUAUACACGUACAAAUCAUCCAUGACUGGUUACUUCUUUUCGAUUAUUUUAACAAUAAUUUAAUUGGACGUCGAACAAUCGAAUCGAUUUUAAACACACACAAAUAAUGCGUAAGUUUUAUGCAUCAAACUGGAGAGAAAUAUCUUAGCACCUUGAAUUUAAGUUAUGUUGUAAUUUUUUUGUCUUUUUUUCGGACAUCCGAUUAAUGAAAUGAAUGAUGAUCGUGUAUGUGAGAAUAAUAAAGUUAUUAAGCAAA